Betta splendens (Siamese fighting fish) is the source of this 3458-nucleotide messenger RNA. Its product is annotated as zinc finger protein 664-like. NCBI's taxonomy places the organism in Eukaryota, Metazoa, Chordata, Actinopteri, Anabantiformes, Osphronemidae. The transcript is spliced from 2 exons. The coding region runs from base 566 to 2308 and encodes 580 amino acids. The record is from RefSeq and is a predicted model, not a curated record.
UCCAGGUGAGUUACAGCACUGGAAUUAGUCGGCGCUCAGUCUGCAGCCUUAUUGGCUUAUUGUGUGCUGGGCAGAAAAGCCUGUUUAACACAGACAUGAGGCAAUAUUUGCAAUGAAUGUACUAGAACAAUAAUCACAAUGCAUUAUUUAUAGAUGUAGUUAGUACUGUAAUAGUAGCAGUGGCAAUAAUGGUAGUUUACAUUAUGCAGUGAGAGAUCACAUUGGAAUUAACUGGUGAUUAGUUCUAGUAACUAAUGUAUAUUGAUAUCCAAGUAUUAUUACGUACCUUGGGCUUUCAGAUAGUUGCAUAUAUUGCUUGCAGCAUUCUAUUCGUGUUGUUUUAAACGCUAUGCAUCUGUUACUACGCGUACGAGGCGCCUGCAGUUCCCCGCCGGUCCGCCGGGGGCGCUAGAGGCCCGGGCGCUGUUAACAAACCCAGCCCCGCUUCUCCUCGCCGUUCCUCUCGCGCUUUCUUUGUCUGGCGCACGGCUGCGCUGCGCAGAUGCUCUCGACCGUGUAGAAUUCGCCUGCUGGCUCGUCUGCAGCCGCCUCUGCUCGACCCGACAUGGACAACUCCAAUGACCUGAAGCUCUACCUGGAGUCGUCGCUGAACGAGAUCUUUAAAGCGACGGUGAGCGACAUCCUGGACUCGGUGGACCGGACUCUGUGCGGGUUCCAGGGCACGAUACAGAGGAUCGAGUCUGAAAACGAGGGCCUGAAGCGGCUGCUGUUUGCUCAGCAGAGCGCCGAGCCUGGAGCCAGAGAUGCACAAGAAGACAAUGCCACAAACAGCUUUCCAACUUCAGAGUGGAGCGCUCAUCCGGUCAGCUCUGUUCAGGGCAAAUUCAAAAUGUCCAUAUCCAGCAGUGACAAGAAGAAAUGCAGAAGGAAACGUCAAGGCAAGAAGAGGGAGAACAUAUCAUCUGCCUCCUUCUACCUGCAGGCUAAUCAUCUAAUAGAACAACCGGACGUCAACACAUCAGGGGUAGAUGUGGCCACACAAAGCUUUAUGUCAGUCAAAUCUGAGGCUCUGGAGGAAAGUGGCGCUGUUGACCUCUCCCAGCCCUCGUGUCUUCUCAAUCUGACAAUGCAGCCAAUCAAAAAUGAGAGCCCAUUUAUCAACUGUGACACUCAUGUUGCACGUACACCUCUACUGUCCUCUUCAGGCCCUGAAGAAGUUCUCAGCGGCGAGGACAGUGAAGUUAAAGUCCGUUUUAUUAAGUAUGACGACUGCAGUCAGGAUGAACAAUUUAAGUCUGAGGAGGAGGAGUUAAAUGAGAAUUUAAAGUACAAUGAAAGUUUUCCUAAGCAAGAGUUAAACAAUGUGUUGAGUUAUUAUCCUGAAUCAGAAACAGAUCCUGAGGAAGUGAGUAGACAAAUUGUGGAGGCAGGAGAAGAGACAAAUCAGGACAAUGUUUCUCCUCCUGUACCUGCAGGGGAGCUUUUAGAGAUUAACAACUUUCUGCGUUGUCCCACCUGCCCGAAAACAUUUAGUCGAGCAUCUUCACUGAACAUUCACAUCAAGACGCACUCUGCUGAGAAGCCCCACGUCUGUAGCUACUGUGAUAAACGCUUUGGCCGCGCCGAUCUGCUCAGAUCCCACAAGCGCACCCACACGGGAGAACGGCCCUACAGCUGUAACACCUGCAGCAAAACCUACGCUCAUCCCAGUCAGCUCCGGAUACACAAACGCAUCCACACCGGCGAGAGGCCGUAUUCCUGCGCGCACUGCAAGAAGCGCUUCAACGAGCACAACCAGCUCAAAGUCCACCUGCGGACUCACACCGGGGAGAGGCCGUACAGCUGCCAGCAGUGUGGCAAAGCAUUCAGCAAUACAGGAAACCUGCGCAUACAUGAGAGGAUCCACACGGGUGAAAAGCCCUACUGCUGCGCACAGUGUGGGAAACGGUUCAACAGCUUGGGUGACCUCAAAACACAUUACAGGAUUCACACUGGAGAGAGGCCCUACAGCUGUGAGCUGUGCAAGAAGACCUUCAGCCAAACGGGUCACCUCACCAUACACAUGCGGAUGCACACAGGGGAGAAACCGUACGGCUGCAACGAGUGCGGCAGGAGGUUCACGGUGGCCAGCAGCCUCAAACUGCACCAGAGGACUCACACGGGUGAGAAGGAGUACAGCUGCUCACACUGCAGCAAGAAGUUUAGCAGGCUGGGCCACCUGAAGAGACACGAACUGGUCCACACCAAAGAGAAAAUCUUCCUCUGCAGCCUGUGCGGAAAAAUGUACACGGACCAGUCUUCCCUUAAUAAGCACCUGAAGCUGCACGCAGCCAGGACACAGAAGUAGAAAGAGGGAGGCAAACACGAGUUACACAUAAAAAAAGAAGGAAUGUAAUAUAAAAGUUCAAAAUCUUCCGACUAAAAGUCGUCCUGAAACGCCCUCAGUGAAUUCUUUACACACAGCCUGUCGGCGGGUUAAGUUGAAAAUCGCAUUUCUACCGUUCACUUCAACAAAAGGUGAAACAGUAGCAGCAGCGACACGUUUCACUCUGUGUGUAGCGUCUGCCUUUUCAAUCUGUUGCUCCAUCUGGACUCCCCGUAUCGUUUUCUGUUGUCCGUCUGCUGUUCGACGCCCGUCAGUGCAGCCCCCCUGCUCUUGCUCUGUUCUAAGGUUGUGUGCUGUUAAAAGGAGGGAGCCAGUAAAUUAAUCUCCUUGUCUCGCCACUGUUCCUAUGAUUAACAAAUUAUUUAAAAACUGUGAUGUUUGUUAAUAGACCUUUGACUAAUCUAAUGUAAUUUAUGAUCCAGUAAUUUAACUAUUUUAUGCAAUUUAGCAUUUUUAUUCACUAUAAAGAUAAGACGGGGGUCUUAUCUUUAUAUUGAAUAGUUUCCCUUCAAACACUACAGCUGUAUGCUACCAAAAUGUUGGUAAUAUGUUCUUUUAGGAAGCUUUAUGAAAAAAACAACACAAUUUUAUCCCCCAAGCUGAUGUCUUUGAUCAAUUCCAGGUCCAAACAUAAGUCUUGACCUUUAUCAUUACUGAUCACUAGCACAGGUUUGCCAGUGAUCAGUAAUCACUACUAUUAGUAAAAAGCAGAAGUAUAAAUGUACACAUUUAUACACUUGGUUAGUUAGUUAGAAGUUUGCAGCUCUGUGAUUUAUUGCUGUACAUAGCUUUAAAUAUAGAACUUGCAGUUUGACCCAGUGAAAUGACAAGAAUGUAUUUAUAUAACAAUGUGAUUGAAAAAAGUAUUUAUAAACGUGCAAUAAUAAAAAAGAAUAGAUAUGCUGAUUUUAGAGACAAGAUUCCAGAUUAUUUUAGGUUGUUCCCCGUAAAACCAGAGGACACAUCAGAUGAUGAAUCUGACAAUGAACAUGCACAAGGAAACAAAGUGUUUGUUUGUUGAGGCUGUUGGCUGAUAUCCCUGUAAAGCAGCGUUUUGCUGUAAACAAUGUUUUGUGAUUUGUGUCAACAUUAAAGAAAACCUUGUACGUCU